Drosophila virilis is the source of this 1582-nucleotide messenger RNA. Its product is annotated as major surface-labeled trophozoite antigen 417. Lineage: Eukaryota; Metazoa; Arthropoda; Insecta; Diptera; Drosophilidae. The record is from RefSeq and is a predicted model, not a curated record.
CCAGCAGCAGUCGAGGCAAACGGAGGUUUACCAUAAUCGAGAAUAAAAGAAACGCACUAAAGAAAAUCUAAUCUAGUUGCAACAUGCGAAGCCGUCGAGUGUGCCUUUUGAUAGCCACGUUUAUCGCAAUUGGCCAAUUCGGCUGCCAGGCACUGAGUUGCACAACAACGGGCUCGGCCACGCCCACCAUCUGCGGCGAGGGCGUAACGGAGUGUUUUGCCAAAUCAGAUGCCAGCGGAACUGUAACGCGCGGCUGCGUCACGGAUGCAACCUGUCCAAGUGCCAACUGUUUGACCUGCAGCACGGACAACUGCAAUGCGUAUCUGGUGUGCAAACAGUGCGACGGCACCCAGCCGCAAUGCGCCACGUCCCAGACGGCGAUGGUCACAUCCCUGCAGUUGUGCUCGACCAGCGCACAGCAGUGCCUCAAUCAGUUGGCGGACAAUGGCACCUUGACCCGGGGCUGUGGUGAAUGUGCGGCGGGAGUUGGCAAUUGCAGUCCAUGCAACACGGACAACUGCAAUGUGGGCAUCUAUCCGGCAGAUCGACGGCUGUGCUAUCAGUGCGAUGGGGCCAACUGCCAGACGCUGGACAAUGCGACCGUGUUGAUGCCGUGCGGCAUCUACCAGGCGGAGGCGCAGAAGUGUUAUAUGAUUGGCAGCAGCGCGACGGCCAUGCAGCGGGGCUGCCAGAACGAUGCGGCCGCCGGCAACAAGUGUGCGGGCGCCACGCCCGAUGCCAGCUGCGUCUUUUGCGACACUGAGAACGGCUGCAACAAUCGCCCCUACGAGAGUGUCCUGGGCAGCUGCAUCAAGUGCAGCGACAACAGCACCUGCGCCGACAGCCAGGCGGCGGAUAAGGCCGUGGCCUGCCCAGCUUCGGUCUACACAGAAACCGAAGUCAGCUGCUAUACCAAAACGGGCGACGAUGGCACCGUGUCACGUGGCUGCACCAACGAGCUGACCGAGGCAUGCAACACAACGACCAACUGUGAAUCGUGCUCGGGCACCGGCUGCAACAUUCAGGCUGCCGGUUUCGGUUGCCUCAUCUGUCGCAGCGACAACUAUGCGCCCUGUCGCUCUGCGGAAGUUGGAGUCGAAUUGUGCCCAGUUGCCAGUCAGACGGGCGAGGAUGCAAAGAAAUGCUUCAACGGAGAGUGGAAUGGGGUCGUGGUGCGCGGCUGCCUGGCUGAUGCGACUCCCCUGAUGAAAUUCCAGUGCACAUCUGCAGACGACUCCCGCUGCGAGACGUGCAACAUCAAAGGAUGCAACAUAAAAACCUAUAAUGGAGCUGCCACGUUGCAGCACAUGGGCCUCGGUCUGUUCGGACUGAUCUUCGUUGUGAGCAAAUAUUUGUAAAAAAAAAAAAAAAAGAAAAAAAAUUAAAGAAAACAAUAUCAUAACUAAUUCUACGUACACCAAAAGCUAUCUAACUAUGACAAACAAAUAAAAAAAAUUAUAUAUACAUAUAUAUAUACAUAAGCACAUGUAAUCAGUACACGGCCAGUUUUGUGAGUCAUUUUAGUUAUUAAUUAUAGACUCUUCCCGUUAAAAGCAAAUUAGUAGCAAACCGCAAAAAAAAA